AAAGUAUCAACUUUCAUUUCUAUUGCCACACGAAAAUCUAUUUUUCCUCAACAUGGCUAAGCUGAUAAUAUCUUGCAUUAUUGUCCUCUUCUCUUCUGUAUUUUUAUUCAUGGAAUUAUCAAAUGCAGCAACAACUUACAAUGUGCUAAGCUUUGGUGCAAAACCAAAUGGCCAAACUGAUGCAACUGUGCCAUUUCUAAAGGCAUGGGGAGCUGCAUGCAGCUCAGUGGAACCGGCAACCAUUUACGUUCCUCGGGGGCGUUAUCUAAUAAAAUCAGCAACAUUUAGGGGGCCAUGUAAAAAUAGAAUUACUGUAAAGAUUGAUGGAACACUUGUGGCACCAUUGGAUUAUUGGGAAAUUGGCAACUCAGGCUACUGGCUAGUGUUCAUUAAGGUUAACGGGAUUUCGGUCAUUGGUGGAAAUCUUGAUGCUAAAGGAGCUGCUUUUUGGGAAUGCCGGAAGUCAGGCAAGAAUUGCCCAGUUGGAGCUAGGUCGAUAACCUUCAAUUGGGCUAAUGAUGUUGAGAUAAGUGGCUUACUAUCAAUCAACAGCCAGGUAACACACCUUGUGAUCAAUAGCUGCAACAACGUGAUGGUUCGAAAUGUAAGAAUGAUAGCCCCAGACCAGAGCCCAAACACAGAUGGCAUACAUGUUCAAUCAUCAACCGGUGUUACUAUCACUGGUUGUAGAAUCAAAACUGGAGAUGACUGUAUAUCUAUUGGUCCUGGCACAAGAAACCUUUGGAUGGAGAAAAUUUUAUGUGGACCUGGACAUGGUGUUAGUAUUGGAAGUCUUGGAAGGAAUUAUGAAGAAGAUGGAGUUCAGAAUGUGACAUUGACUUACUCUAUAUUCACAGGAUCUGAUAAUGGAUUAAGAAUAAAAUCUUGGGCAAGACCCAGCACCGGUUUUGUCAACAACAUUAAUUAUCGUAACAUAGUCAUGAAGUACGUUGACAAUCCAAUCAUCAUUGAUCAAAAUUAUUGCCCCAACAACGAAGAUUGUCCAGGACAGACAUCUGGUGUAAAGAUUAGUGAAGUAACAUAUAAAAAUAUACAAGGGACGUCGACUACUCAAGUAGCUAUGAAAUUUGACUGCAGCCCGAGCAAUCCAUGCGAAGGAAUCCAAAUACAAGACAUACAGCUCACUCAUAUGAACAAAAAGGCAAAAUCAUUUUGCAAGAACGUUCAAGGAAUUAAGAAAGGAGUCAUUUUGCCUGAUAGUUGUAUAUAAAUAUAAUUCUACUUUUGAAGUCUGUUUGAGGAAGGAUUGGUGAUCACGUAUGUAUAUUUAAACUCCUCAAUUUAACCAGUAAUUGUUACCAACGGCAAUAAAGCUCCAUUGGCUUUUCUCCAAUUAUAUUGUAUAUACAAUUAUAACUGCAAUAAUAAUUUUUUCUUUUAAA
Lycium ferocissimum is the source of this 1403-nucleotide messenger RNA. Its product is annotated as polygalacturonase-like. Gene Ontology annotation, molecular function: polygalacturonase activity. The transcript has 4 exons. The coding region runs from base 53 to 1231 and encodes 392 amino acids. Gene Ontology annotation, biological process: carbohydrate metabolic process. Lineage: Eukaryota; Viridiplantae; Streptophyta; Magnoliopsida; Solanales; Solanaceae. The record is from RefSeq and is a predicted model, not a curated record.